AUGCCUCCUCCUAAUAUCGGCCCAGUCUUCACAAACAAGCUCAAAGUACAGCUCAAGCUGGCGAUUGCUCGCUUACGAUUGACCCAACAGAGAAAUGAGCAGCUCGGCAAGACACAACGGCGCGCGAUGGCGCAGCUUCUCGAGGCCGGCAAGAUCGACUCGGCCACGAUUCGCGUAGAGAACAUUAUCCGCAGCGACAUCACGUCCGAAUUACACGAGCUCCUGGAAUUAUACUGCGAGCUGCUCCUCGCACGCGCCGGGCUGUUGGAAGGACCGGUCUGCGAUCCGGGUCUGGAGGAAGCCGUCAAGAGCAUCAUCUACGCAGCGCCCAAGACAGAGAUCAAAGAGCUAAACGUGGUCAAGAAUCUGCUGGCAGAUAAAUACGGAAAGGAGUUUACCAUGACGGCGCUGGAGAACUCGGACGGCAAAGUGAGCGAAAAGGUGGUUCGAAAGCUGAGCGUGGAGCCACCGAGGCCAGAGCUGGUGCAGGGGUACCUCGAGGAGAUUGCCCGGGCGUAUGGGGUGGACUGGCCCAAGAGACGGACGCCGCCCCCUCCAGAGUUUGAAGACGGCGACGAUGACGACGAGCCGAGCAAUGGGGCCAAGGUGGAGGCGUCCACGGAGCCACAAGGGACUGACCAUCAGCCUGAGGCCGCAUCUACACCAGCCAAGGCGUUGCGGCCAGCCGGUCCGACCAGUCCUUUGACUGUCACACCACCUCGGAUGACGACGGAUAACGUGCACCCCAAGGUGACGUUAGGGUCGGUGGAGCUGAAGCCUAGUAAGAAGAUGGAGGAUGCCGCGUUACGGAAGAAGAAAGGUCCUGAUGGGUCGGUACCAGAUAUUAGUGAUCUGGAGAAGCGCUUUGCUGCGCUGAAGAAGCCCUAG
Emericellopsis atlantica is the source of this 888-nucleotide messenger RNA. Its product is annotated as regulator of Vps4 activity in the MVB pathway-domain-containing protein. The coding region runs from base 1 to 888 and encodes 295 amino acids. The record is from RefSeq and is a predicted model, not a curated record. Gene Ontology annotation, biological process: protein transport. The transcript has 2 exons. NCBI's taxonomy places the organism in Eukaryota, Fungi, Ascomycota, Sordariomycetes, Hypocreales, Bionectriaceae.